Molecule: messenger RNA, 747 nt
Organism: Kockovaella imperatae
Lineage: Eukaryota; Fungi; Basidiomycota; Tremellomycetes; Tremellales; Cuniculitremaceae
Exons: 1
Coding region: 133-423 (96 amino acids)
Source: RefSeq, a predicted model, not a curated record
CCCGCUUAUGUCUCUACAUCAUACACGUAACCGCAUACUUCGCAGCGCGCCGCCCUACACUUGCUAGUAUCCGCCGACAACGUUCGAGACCUCUUCGUUACCCUCUCUGGCCUUGCGCUAGCAGCGUCCAUCAUGGCCACUCCGCCGACCCUUUUACCUGGCAUGGCCUACAUCCACGUCUCCACCAACGAGCCAUCAGCAGUCACGUCGGUGAAGCAUCAGCAAUGGACACUGCACCACGUUGGACCGGUUGGAGAGCUACAAGGAGAGCACCUGUUCGAGGUCCGUCAGCCCGGAGGCACAGUCAUGGAGCGGUCAGGUCUAGACGAGCCGGCUCUGUUGCAGAAAAUCAAGGAUGACACCGGACUCAAAGGCGUCAAAAUGGUAGAGAUGAAGCAGAGGGUCAAGAGGGAUGAGUUCUGAGAGGGACGUAUACGAGUAGCCGGGGAUUGCCAGCUAUGUCGCACUGCCGGACAUCUACCCUGCCCGCUUUCGAGCUGAAGAUUAGGCGAAACAUGUGAAUGACGACCAGAUACUCGGAUACUCCACCUGGAAUUUAGUUGACAUUGACUGCUAUUGGUGCCCGGAGAGCUACUGGGAUGACAAGCAGCUGCUGAAGAUGGCACCCAUGUAGCACACCGACAAAGAAUGAUUUAUGCUGCCGAGAUGUAUAGGCACCUGUGCAGAAUUUCUCAUUGUACGAUAGAACAUCAUGCGAGGACGCGGAGAUGAAGUUCUUUGACAAGC